AUGAAUAACAGGAAUAAUAUCUCCAGCUCAAAAUACACAAAGAUUCCGUGCUCGGUUGCCGAUUUUCCUGACCCCAGUCCACAUGGACCCUGUCUCAGUGGAGUUUAUUUUGGUGAAAUAAUUAACAAUGAACUAGGUGAUGGUGAUAAAUUACUGUGUUCCUAUCAUAUGAAAACAGCAGUUUUCUGGAUGAUUCAACAAAAUACAUUACACCAUUGGUGUCCACAAACUCUCCUAGAGUGUUUCAGGAAAUGCUUCAAGCUGAUCCUUAAGUGGGUAUAUGAGGGGGUCUGUCCUAACUUCUUCAUUCCCCAAAAUAACAUGUUUCUGAGUAAGGUCCAUGGUGAAGCACAACAUCAGCUAUAUUUAAGACUGUAUGGGUUGUAUGAAAAAGGUUUAUUAUUCCUGCUACACAGUCCAUCCAUUAGGUCUUCUAUAAGAAAGGUCCUUCUCUACCCCAACCUCUCCAUAUGUACAGAUGAGAAUAAUGUGAUAUCUGAGAUUAAGUUUGAUAAAGAUCUCUUUGAAGAGAUACACGCAUAUGACGCAAUUUCCACUCCAAACCUAGAAACAUGUAUGAGGUCUCUACGUACAAUAGCACAAAUCAUAGGCUCACUUCUCCUUACACAAUAUCAAGUCACAUUGUUACAGAAACUUACAGCUAAUGUUCUUCAGGGAACUGCUUUUAUAUUUUACAUGGAAACUUACACAUGUAAAAACAAACUGAGGUAUAGAGCGGACAAAAUCUCCUGUCACAUGCUGAAAUUAGCAGCCAAGUUUGGUUUUGUUACUGACAUGAUGUACAUAGCCAUGUAUUAUUACAAGACACUUAGAUACAAGGAGACUUUGAAUAUUAUAGAGAUAAUCAAGGUCAAGCUAACAAAGCCUUGUGUGAUGUUUAGGUUAAAUGUAGAUACAGAGAUGUAUACUGAGGCUGUAGGGGGACAGUCCUGGUCUACAAAGAUGAGACAGGCUGUAGCAAUGAAUAUCCAUCUUGGCCAACAAAUGUAUUACAUCAAUGAGUUAAUACCAGAACAACAUUCUGGUCUACAGAACGAUAGAUCAGAUUUAUUCAUCCCACCAUUUGUUCUGUUAUAUAUGUUAGAAAUCUUGUGCUACAAUCAUGUAGACACAAUGAGAGUACAAACAGCUCUAGAUGAUCUACAGACCCUAGUUCACUAUGAUCAAGGACAGUUAAUAAAUUCAUGUGGAAGAGACAUAUCCUGGCAGAUUCUGGGGAUCUGUCAACAGGUGACAGGGAACCUCCGGGCUGCUUUAUACUCAUACCAACAAUCUCUCCGACAAAUACCAUUCCACAAAAUACACACAGCUACAGAAGUGAGAAUACAGUUUUCACUAACAAAGCUAAAUUAG
Molecule: messenger RNA, 1374 nt
Organism: Saccostrea cuccullata (small rock oyster)
Lineage: Eukaryota; Metazoa; Mollusca; Bivalvia; Ostreida; Ostreidae
Exons: 2
Coding region: 1-1374 (457 amino acids)
Source: RefSeq, a predicted model, not a curated record